Molecule: messenger RNA, 2674 nt
Organism: Linum trigynum
Lineage: Eukaryota; Viridiplantae; Streptophyta; Magnoliopsida; Malpighiales; Linaceae
Source: the annotation of a GenBank genome assembly
CCUGUCGCUUUCUCACUCGAUCCGACGGCCCAGAUCUCACCACGUGUCGGAUCCUCACUCGUUCGACCGCUAGCCUCCACUUCGGCAAAAAUAUAUUGCGGGAAAAUGUUCAACACCUACUCCACACCCAAUCGAAUCCCUUUUCUUCCUCUUCUCCAGAUCUCUCGUUCUGUCUCUGGAUCUGAAUCUUAGCGGCUAAAAGGGAGUGUCCUCCGCCGCCGUUUCGGCAAUGGGGACCGAGAUAUCCGAAUCCCUGCUCCUGGACUCUGGCGAGGCGACCAAGGUCGCCGGCGGUGACAUCCCAACCGAGCAGGUACCGGAAUGGAAGGAGCAGAUCACCAUCCGAGGCCUGGUCGUGAGCGCGCUGCUGGGUGGACUGUUCUGCGUCAUCACGCACAAGCUCAACCUCACGGUCGGAAUCAUCCCCUCGCUGAACGUCGCCGCCGGGCUACUCGGCUUCUUCUUUGUCAAGUCCUGGACUGGAGUAAUGUCCAAAUUAGGGUUCACCGUUGUUCCGUUCACCAAGCAGGAGAACACGGUGAUCCAGACUUGUGUUGUCGCUACUUACGGCCUCGCCUUCAGUGGUGGAUUUGGAUCCUACUUGAUUGCUCUGGACGAGAAGACUUAUGAACUGAUUGGUAAGGACUAUCCUGGAAACCGGGCGCAAGAUGUAAUGAACCCUGGAUUAGGAUGGAUGAUUGGGUUUAUGUUUGUGGUCAGCUUUCUCGGGCUCUUUAGCCUGGUUCCACUCCGCAAGGUUAUGGUUAUGGAUUACAAGCUUACUUAUCCAAGUGGGACUGCUACAGCGAUGUUGAUCAAUAGUUUCCAUACAGAUACUGGAGCAGAGCUAGCUGGUAAGCAAGUCAAGUGUCUUGGGAAGUACUUGAGCAUGAGUUUUGUCUGGAGCUGCUUCAAGUGGUUCUUCAGUGGUGUUGGAGACUCGUGUGGAUUUGACAACUUCCCUAGUCUUGGUCUGACACUUUUCAAGAACUCGUUUUACUUCGACUUUAGUCCUACUUAUGUUGGAUGCGGUCUUAUUUGUCCACACAUAGUUAACGUCUCCUGUCUUUUGGGAGCUAUCAUCUCUUGGGGCUUCCUGUGGCCCUUCAUCUCUGAGAAAGCUGGUGACUGGUAUCCAGCUGACCUCGGUAGCAAUGAUUUCAAGGGCCUUUAUGGAUAUAAGGUCUUCAUAUCUAUUGCUAUUAUUCUCGGGGAUGGACUCUAUAAUCUAGUUAAAAUCAUUUAUGUUAGUACCAAGGAAUUGCUGAACAAAAGCACCAAAGAGCACAAGCUUCCUGUCAUCACCGAGAUUCAAGAUGACGAGACUUCAAAAGUGCUACUAGAGCAAAAACAGCGAGACACUGUAUUUCUAAAAGACAGAAUCCCCUCCUGGUUCGCUGCAUCAGGGUAUGUCUGCUUAGCAGCAAUCUCAAUCGCAACAAUGCCGCUCAUAUUCCCACCUCUCAAAUGGUACCUCGUCCUUGCAUGCUACAUCCUCGCACCAGCUCUCGCCUUCUGCAACUCGUACGGCACAGGCCUAACCGACUGGAGUCUGACCUCCACCUAUGGCAAGAUCGGCCUCUUUGUUGUCGCCUCGAUUAUUGGCCCUAACGGUGGAGUUGUUGGCGGACUAGCUGCCUGUGGUGUCAUGAUGUCGAUUGUCUCGACUGCUGCUGACCUAAUGCAGGACUUCAAAACGGGCUACCUCACUUUAUCCUCCGCCAAAUCCAUGUUCGUCAGCCAGCUGAUCGGAACAGCCAUGGGAUGCGUCAUUGCUCCAUUGACCUUCUUUAUGUUUUGGUCGGCUUUCGAUGUAGGUUCUCCGGACGGACCCUACAAGGCGCCCUACGCAGUCAUAUUCAGAGAAAUGGCGAUACUGGGUGUGGAAGGGCUGUCGGAGCUCCCCAGGAACUGUUUAGCCAUAUGCUAUUUCUCCUUCGCAGCUGCAUUGGUUAUAAACCUUCUCAAAGACAUCACUCCUAAGAAGAUCUCCCAGUUCAUUCCCAUUCCUAUGGCCAUGGCGAUCCCAUUCUACAUCGGAGCUUACUUUGCAGUGGACAUGUUUGUGGGAACGGUGAUACUGUUCGUGUGGGAGCGAGUGAACCGGAAGGAUUCGGAGGACUAUGCAGGGGCUGUUGCCUCCGGGUUGAUAUGUGGCGACGGGAUAUGGACUAUACCAUCGGCUGUUCUUUCGCUGUUGAGGGUUAACCCGCCGAUUUGUAUGUCUUUCGGUCCUGCUUUGAGUCGCUGAGAUUUGACAAAGAUGAAGGGUUAUCAAACUGCUCUCUGGAAUUUACAGUCCAUCAUGUGUUGUAAGCUCAUUUGGUAGGGAAGAAGCAGUCUCUGGUCUCUUUGAGAGCCUGUACAUGUGUAGAAGUGACUGUAAAUAUCAUGCAAAGCCUAGGGAAACAACAGAUCCUUUGUUGUAUCGUAGUUUUUUUUUUCCCCACUUUUCAGUACAUGUCUCUGGUUUAUCUCAUUAUGUUGAAUCGUUGUUAGGGCCACGAUGCUUCGAUUGAUUUGAUCUUAGGUUUUGAUUUGGGUUUUUAUUGAGUGUGGCUUUCCGUAGGUGUGGAUGAAACCAAAUCGAGGAUUGCCGCUGUUGCUCAAGUUAGUAUAGGGUGUAAUGCUUGGUCUACAGUUAGAAAGACAAGAACAAAUACGUAUUUUGUUG